AGUCUUCGCGAGAGGAGGGAGGGGGACUGGUCGCGGGUUGCGUGCGCCUCGACUCGAAGGUUCUACGGGCGGGAUGGCGUCGUCGGAGGUGGUGGAGGACGACGUGUCGGCGGCGGCGGCGGCGGUCGCCAACGGAGCCGCGGACGUCCGCCGGAGGAGGGACCAGGCCAAGGAGAUUCUGUCCAAGCAGGCUGUCAAGAUCGCCACCAAGGCGGAGGAGCACGAGCGCUUCAUCUUCAAGGUCACGCACUUGAUGGGUGUUCUUGGAUUUGGGACAUUUUGCUACCUCUUGGGUGCCAGACCACAGGACGUGCCCUAUGUGUAUUGCCUCUUCUAUGUCAUUUUCGUUCCUCUCAGGUGGAUCUACUACAGAUACAAGAAGUGGCACUACUAUCUUCUGGAUUUCUGCUACUAUGCCAAUACUUUUCUCCUUAUCAUGAUUCUCUUCUAUCCAAAGGAUGAAAAACUUUUCAUGGUUUGCUUCUCAUUUGCAGAGGGUCCCCUUGCUUGGGCAUUAAUUGUGUGGCGUUGCAGCUUGGUGUUUAGCUCAUUUGAUAAACUUGUCAGUGUUCUGAUACACCUCUUGCCUGGAAUAGUUUUGUUCACUAUCCGCUGGUGGAAUCCACAAACAUUUGCUGCCAUGCAUCCAGAAGGAAGAGCAGCCAGAGUCACAUGGCCAUAUGUGGAGGACAAAUCAUAUCUGUGGACAUGGCUAUUUGUUGUUCCUCUUGCUGCUUACUCCUUGUGGCAACUUAUGUAUUACCUCAUAGUUAAUGUGCUGCGUCGGCAAAGGCUGUUGAGGGAUCCAGAAGUCAUGACAUCAUACAGGGAACUGUCAAAGAAAGCACAGAAAGCAAACAACAUCUGGUGGAGACUGAGCGGACUUCUUGGCGACAAGAACCGUCCGAUCAUGUACAUACUGCUUCAGGCACUGUUCACAGUGGCAACGUUGGCUUUUACUGUCCCCAUAUUCCUUUCAUACCGGUUGCACGCGAUCUUCCAAGUACUGAAGGUGUGUGCAGCCACAUGGAACGGCGGAAGCUUCAUCCUAGAGGUGAUGCCUAGGCAAGUCGUGCAGAAGGAGAAGAAGAAACUUGCGAUGAAGCCGAUUGAACAAGUGGAACAUACGGAUGAUGCAUCGGGUAACCACCAGCAGAAGUCCGAGAAGCAAAGUCAGUGAGGAAGCUGAUUCAGGAUGUAAGAUUAGAUUUUGGUGGUUACUGAUACUACCUUGUUACCUUGUUCAAUCUGUGUGAAAAUUAGCCAGUGAUGAAUGCUCUGUUGGUUUAGCAUA
Molecule: messenger RNA, 1294 nt
Organism: Lolium rigidum
Lineage: Eukaryota; Viridiplantae; Streptophyta; Magnoliopsida; Poales; Poaceae
Product: glycerophosphocholine acyltransferase 1
Exons: 8
Coding region: 74-1180 (368 amino acids)
Biological process (GO): phosphatidylcholine biosynthetic process
Source: RefSeq, a predicted model, not a curated record